CCGAAAAAUUUCGACCUGUUCGUCACUCACUUCACCCCCCAAUCGCAUGCACGUCCGCCACGCCCGCAAAAGUUGAAUCUCGGAAUCGCGUCACAAAGAAUCCCUCCUCGAUCGCCGGAAAUUACCACAUCCACGACACCCACCGCGACCACCCGCCGCCUCACGUCCGAGCCGUUUGCUUCGAACCGCGACGAGUCCCCCCCCUUCCUCGCCCAUUGUCCAAGCAUCUACGAUAACCACAGCCCAAACACAUUCGCCAUGGAUCACACGCGCGACCCCUGCCCCUGGGUUAUCCUCAAUGACUUUGGCGGCGCGUUCGCCAUGGGUGCGAUAGGCGGCACGAUCUGGCACGGCAUCAAGGGCUACAGGAACAGCCCGUACGGCGAGCGCCGCAUCGGCGCCAUCUCGGCCAUCAAGAUGCGCGCCCCCGUUCUCGGCGGCAACUUUGGCGUGUGGGGUGGCCUGUUCUCAACGUUCGACUGCGCCGUCAAGGGCAUUCGCCAGAAGGAGGAUCCUUGGAACAGCAUCACGGCCGGUUUCUUCACCGGAGGAGCUCUCGCCAUCCGUGGCGGAUACAAGGCUGCCCGCAACGGUGCCAUCGGCUGCGCGGUUCUGCUCGCCGUCAUCGAAGGAGUCGGUAUCGGCUUCCAGAAGAUGUUUGCCGGAAGCACGAAGCUGGAGAUGCCCCAGCCCCCGCCUUCGAACGAGAAAGCAUUGGCUUAGACGAACCGAUCCCGUCUCUCUUACUAUUUCAUUCACCGAAAGGCGACACCCAGCGGCCGCCCCACGAAGAAUAAUACAACACAGCACCAACCCCUCUCUACUCUUCCGGCUCGGCGCCUCCUCCUUCCCUCCCCCCCUUUUCAGGAGGCCUCGAUCUACUCUGUUUUUUCACCACCAAAAUCGAACGACACUGUUCUCUUAAUCUGCAUAUGCCAAAGGCGGGAAGGGGCGUUCCAUGUACUAUAAAAGUUUCUCAGUUAUCGGGAACUGGACACACGGGGGGAAGAGGAACGACGGUUUGUUCCGCAUCCCUCCCAGAAAGAUGAUUAGACACCGGGGACGAGUCGAGGGCACGCGGGAGCUUCAUAUGUCUGGGCAGAUUCAAGGGGAUAGCUCGGGCAUGACCAGGACUUGGAUCCGAGGAACAGGACGGCAUCUCCCCCCCCCCCCCCCC
Molecule: messenger RNA, 1177 nt
Organism: Colletotrichum navitas
Lineage: Eukaryota; Fungi; Ascomycota; Sordariomycetes; Glomerellales; Glomerellaceae
Product: Tim17/Tim22/Tim23/Pmp24 family-domain-containing protein
Exons: 5
Coding region: 259-723 (154 amino acids)
Biological process (GO): protein import into mitochondrial matrix
Cellular component (GO): TIM23 mitochondrial import inner membrane translocase complex; mitochondrial inner membrane
Molecular function (GO): transmembrane protein transporter activity
Source: RefSeq, a predicted model, not a curated record